This is a messenger RNA of Phaeoacremonium minimum UCRPA7, 1623 nucleotides long. Its product is annotated as putative mfs quinate transporter protein. The transcript has 4 exons. The record is from RefSeq and is a predicted model, not a curated record. The coding region runs from base 1 to 1623 and encodes 540 amino acids. Gene Ontology annotation, cellular component: membrane. Gene Ontology annotation, biological process: carbohydrate transport; transmembrane transport. Gene Ontology annotation, molecular function: carbohydrate:proton symporter activity. Lineage: Eukaryota; Fungi; Ascomycota; Sordariomycetes; Togniniales; Togniniaceae.
AUGGCAUUCAAAGACUCCACCCUCGCGAAAUAUAUCAAAAAUAUCAAGUCUUCGCCGAGGCCGUUGAUCUCCAACAAGAAUCUGAUCUUGACAUCGCUCGUCUACGCAGCAGCUGGCAUUCCGCUUUGCUGGGAUCAGGGCUCUGUAUCUACGAUUACGUCGCUUCCUGGAUUCCAGCAUGCGUUUGGUAUUUCGUCAGCCACCAACCCGAAGCAGGUCUCCGAUUUCAUCUCUCUCGUCUAUGUAGGCGCCUCGGUUGGUGCGGCAUCGACAUACUUCGUCAACGAUGUCUGGGGCCGCUUGUGGGCAUUUCGUUUCUAUGGACUUAUCUGGAUCAUUGGCCAACUGAUGGCUGUCGCCUCAUCUGGAAACAUUGGCGCCAUGUAUGCAGCCCGAAUCAUUGCCGGUUUGGGCAUUGGCCCAAUGACUGUCAUUGGACCGGUCGCUUUGAGUGAGGUUGCUCCGGCCGAAAUUCGGGGCCUGAUCACAUCCUGGUUCUCCGUCAUCAUGCUGCUCACUCUGACAACUGCGGCCUUUACUGUCUUCGGGUGCUUCCACAUGGCCGCCAGUUCCUUACAGUGGCGCAUUCCGUUCUUCGCGCCUACCAUCGUUAUGGCGCUUGUCAUCGUCGCCAGUUUUUUUAUUCUCGAAAGCCCUCGUUGGCUUUUCCUUGUGGAUCGAAAUGAAGAAGCCAUCGAGGUUCUGGUCAAAUUGCGCGGCCUGCCGCUUGAGCACCCCCGCGUACAGAGUGAGGUGGAAGAGAUCAAGAAGUCUAUCAUCAAGGAGCGAGAGGCAUCCGGGUCUGCCAAGCCUGGUUCGUUCGCUGCCCUGCGUGGUGUGUGCAAAGAGAUGUUCCUAGUCAAGGCAAACCUUCGUCGCACGCAGCAGGGCAUGGUAUCAUAUGCUCUUGCACAGCUAUCCGGUGCCAACAGCAUUACGACUUACUUGGUUCCUGUCCUCAGUCUCAUUGGUGUCAAGGGCGGCACCACCAACAGUCUUCUAUAUGCCGGUCUUUACUCAAUGGCAAAGUUCUUCUACACGCUGAUCGCCAGUUUUUUCUUCGUCGACGCUCUUGGUCGACGUAACAGCUUGUUCAUUGGCAUCACUGUCCAAAUGAUCUCCCACAUUUACAUCAGCGUCUUUAUCAAGUUCAACCAGACUACUGGGACCUCCCACGCUGCUGGGCAAGCUGCCCUUGCUGCCAUCUUCCUACAUGGAUUUGGCUAUGCUGUUGGUCUUCUCAUUUUACCCUACGUCUUUGUGAGCGAGCUGUGGCCCAACCAGCUCCGCUCCUUUGGUGCAGCGAUUACGCAAUGCUUCCACUGGAUCUUCUUCUUCGGUGUUAAUAAGGGAGUUCCAUCACUGCUUGCAAGCACUCACAACUGGGGCGCCUUCCUGUUCUUCGCGGGGUGGUGUUUCCUGGCACUUCUAUAUACAUUCUUCACAGUCCCAGAGACCGCUGGAUUGGAUAUGGAGAGAAUUGACGAGUUGUUCGAAGGUCCUUGGUGGAACCAGUACAAGAGGGCCAAGACUAUGACUCGGGAUCCAGCUAUCCUUGAAGCUACUGAUUCCAACGCCAUUGGAGCCGAGAGCGGUAAAGUCACAGACCAUGUGAAAGUUUAA